Messenger RNA from Ochotona curzoniae (black-lipped pika), 1758 nucleotides. RefSeq names its product leiomodin 3 (gene LMOD3). The record is from RefSeq and is a predicted model, not a curated record. Lineage: Eukaryota; Metazoa; Chordata; Mammalia; Lagomorpha; Ochotonidae. Gene Ontology annotation, cellular component: striated muscle thin filament; myofibril. Gene Ontology annotation, biological process: muscle contraction; pointed-end actin filament capping; myofibril assembly. Bases 94 to 1758 code for a protein of 554 amino acids. The transcript has 3 exons. Gene Ontology annotation, molecular function: actin binding; tropomyosin binding.
UUGGACCCUCUAAAGUUGAUUUAUCUUUUUCAUUUUAAGAAAUCAUCUCUUGAUUAUUUCUUCUUUUCUACUCAAAUAGAAACAGGCAGAACAAUGUCUGAGACCAGCAGGAAUUCAGAUGAGGAACUCCUUGAUGGAGAGAUUGAUGAAGACGCAAUCUUGGCCAACCUGUCCCCCGAAGAACUGAAAGAAUUGCAGUCAGAGAUGGAGGUCAUGGCCCCUGACCCCCACCUGCCCGUGGGAAUGAUUCAGAAGGACCAGACUGACAAGCCCCCGACUGGAAACUUCGACCAUAAAUCCCUGGUUGAUUAUAUGUAUUGGCAGAAGGCAUCAAGGCGCAUGCUGGAAGACGAGCGUGUUCCGGUCACUUUCGUGCAGUCUGAGGAAAAUCCUCAAGAAAAGCAUGAAGAGAUUAAAAAAGGUAUUAAAAAUGUGCCCCAAUUUCUAAAGGAAAAGCUCAAUAGUGAAAUCGUAGCACGUAAAAGAGAUUCAGAGAGCAGUGAUGAUGACAAUGAAGAGGAAGAUGAAGAUGAUGACAAUGACGGAGAUGACAGUGAGGAAGAGAGUGAGGCAAAUACAGAAAGAGAAGAUCAAAGUGAAGCAAAGGACCCUAUCAGAAAUGGUAAGAGCAAUUGCCAAGCAGUAGCUACAACCGCAUCAGAAGAACAGGGAGACAGACCCGAUCCCCAGGAGACCAGUGAGAAAAAAAUAUCUAAAUUAGACCCCAAGAAGUUAACUCUAGACACCAGUUUUUUGAAAGUAAGCGCAAGACCUUCAGGAAACCAGACAGACCUGGAUGGGAGCUUGCGGAGGGUAAGACAGAACGAUCCUGACAUGAAAGAGCUCAACCUGAACAACAUCGAAAACAUCCCCAAAGAAAUGUUACUGGACUUCGUCAAUGCAAUGAAGAAAAACAAGCACAUCAAAACGGUCAGCUUGGCCAACGUGGGCGCUGACGAGAACGUAGCAUUUGCGUUGGCCAACAUGCUGCGUGAAAAUCGGAGCAUUACCACUCUCAACAUCGAGUCCAACUUCAUCACAGGGAAGGGCAUCGUGGCCAUCAUGAGGUGUCUCCAGUUCAAUGAGACGCUGACCGAACUUCGCUUUCAUAAUCAAAGGCACAUGUUGGGCCAUCACGCCGAGAUGGAGAUAUCCAGGCUAUUGAAGGCCAACACCACUCUCCUGAAGAUGGGCUACCAUUUUGAGCUCCCGGGUCCCAGGAUGGUGGUCACCAAUCUGCUCACCAGGAAUCAGGAUAAGCAGAGGCAGAAAAGACAAGAAGAACAGAAACAGCAGCAGCUCAAGGAGCAGAGAAAGUUGAUAGCCAUGUUGGAGAACGGGUUGGGGCUGCCUCCCGGGAUGUGGGAGAUGUUGGGAGGACCCAUGCCAGACCCCAGAAUGCAGCAGUUCCUCCAGCCUCCUGCUCGCCCUCCCAAUGCCCAAGCAGUGCCAUUUGGUCAAAGAAAUGAAACCAUGACAAAGCCCUCACCGCCACCGGAGGGCAAGGCGAGGACGGAUCCCGAUUCCUUCCGCGUGGUCAAGCUCAAGAGAAUCCAGCGCAAAUCGCGCAUGCCCGAAGCCAGAGAAGCUCCAGAGAAAACCAACCUCAAAGACGUGAUUAAAACCCUCAAACCGGUGCCACGGAAUAGGCCUCCGCCGCUGGUAGAAAUCACUCCCCGAGAUCAGCUCCUGAACGACAUUCGCCAAAGCAAUGUCGCCUACCUUAAACCUGUGCAGUUACCUAAAGAACUGGCCUAA